GAUCAAACUAACGCACAUUUUCUUUCCUUACAAUACAAUUCUAUUUUGUUACUUUUAGCUGAAGGAACGCACGCUUUGUUGAGUGGCUUUACUUCAACAAUUUCCCAAGAUAUUUAAUUCAACACUUUCACGGCAGGGAACUCCUUUUUAUACGACUGUAGUUGUAUCAAAUGUCUUAAAUAAGUAUUCAAAAUCAUUUUGAUUCCGACACCACGUGCUUUUUCUGAUGUAAUUAUUCUGCGAGACUGGUUCAUUUUAUAUUUUCUAAUAGUCGGAAUGUUUUAUAAAGCCUUCGUCAAUGCUGGUUAAUUUGCUGGGAAUUUCCGUAGUUGCAAUCAUGAGGCACUGUGUUGAGUGUUUAAAAAGACGUAAACAUGACUACAAAAUGCAAUUGUACGUUGGCUCAAUUUUACCAUCAGAUACCAUUGAUUGCUGAGCUUUCAAAUCACAGAAUUACUAUUAUUAUUUGUGAUUACUUCUAUCUUGACUGAUACCUUAGACUGUAGAGACUUAAUCGAUUCAUAAGUCCGAUCAAUCAACAAACCUCGCCCUUUCAUACAUUUAAGCUGAAUCUCGCAACUGGCUCCCAAAUUCAAUUUUGCCUGAUUAAAUCAAAUUCCAUAUCACCUUAUCUAUCACCUGUUAGCAAAUUUACUCUGAAUUUUUGUCAUUAAAUACUGCGUCUAGAUACUUAAGAUUCCCCGGUUGAAUCUGAUUCAAACUGCUAGAAAAUCUUAUUGCAAAUUUGAGCUCGAUAAUAAACAAAUUGUAUACUCGGCUGAAUCCACUUGAAACCUGGUCAAGUUCGAGUUGGACUCGGAAUUGCGGACAAAUAUCAAAGAAUGACCGAAACGUCAGCAACCAGCUUCUCGACUGUUCCCAACUUUACGAAGCUAAACGGCUAUGAUUUGGGGAAUGGACAACGAGGCGCGAGUGUUGUGGGUGUGGAUGUGUUGGGUGCAUCGGACGUGAUCAAAAUAGGGAAUGUUAGUGGGCGCAUUAAGUUCAACAUGCUGGCGGACAAGAAGAGACUCAUUCAGUUCACGCCCUUUCUAGACUACUCGCAGUUGGAGGAGGGGGCAGAGGUCGAGUUCCCAGCCACUCUUGUCCUCAUCAAUUCCAUCAUACACAAUCCGUCCCAAAAAAGAAGUGACUUCUGGGUGGUGUAUGGUGGCCUCGGAGACCAAAUGCUGUGUGUUAUCGAAGACGCAGCUAUCCAGUCCCAAGAUCUGGCUAAAUCCAAACCCCAUGAGUUCUACUAUGUGGGGAGACUAAAAGGAAGAACUAUAGUUUACGAGCACAAGGAAAGCUACUACAAGAGUCGCUGCACCAAUACUGUCACGGUGCAGAAGAAUCAAAACAGGCAAUACGAAGCUAUCAAGAAACCAGCUUCUCUGCUCAAAAUCAAUAAUCGCUAUCCGAAAAAGAAGAGCAGCAGUAAAAGUGGAGGUCAAGACGAUGAUAUUUUGAACAGGGAAAAGUGGAACAACAAAGCUCAAUAUCUCCUAUCAUGUGUUGCAUUUGCCAUUGGACUAGGAAAUGUUUGGAGAUUUCCGUGGCUGGCACAGAAGUAUGGUGGGGGUGCUUUCCUAAUUGCAUACUGUCUGAGUUUCUGCUUUGUCGGUUUGCCAAUGUUUGUCCUGGAAGUCUCAAUCGGUCAGAGGAUGCAGAGAGGUCCUCUGCUGGUCUGGGCGGCAAUAAACCCAGCUGCGUGUGGAAUCGGAAUCGCGUGUAUGAUAGUGGCGUUUGUGAAUUCAGUGUAUUACAGUGUGGUCGUUAGUUGGUGCCUGUUUUACUCAUUAAAAUCUUUCGGAUACCCUGCACCUUGGUACGAUUGUUCAGACUUGCGAGAUAAAGAGGGACCCUUAGCGGAGUGUGAACAAUGGGGAGCUGUGAGGUACUUCUGGUACAGAAACACCCUGGAUGUUUCCCCGGCUAUUGACGAAGGAGUGGGAUUCAACAUUAAGAUCAGUGCGACCUUGGUGUUUGCAUGGCUCAUCAUUUUCCUGUCUCUCAAUAAGGGAAUCAGAAGGUCGGGCAGACUGUCUUACUUCACAGCUCUCUUCCCUUAUUUCGUGAUGGCCAUCUUUCUCAUCAGAGGGUUUACUCUGGAAGGCUUCGAAAAUGGACUUCAGAGGAUGUUCUCACCAGACAUGUCCAGACUGUGGGAUCCCAUUCUCUGGUUGGAAGCAUCGGCACAGAUAGUUUUCUCGCUCUCUGUCGGAUUCGGAGGCUACAUGGCAUUCUCGUCCUACAUGCCCCUGGACAACAACUGUUACCGAGAUUGCAUUCUGAUUGGACUCAUUAACUGUGCCACGUCAAUCAUGGUCAGCAUUGUGGUGUUCUGUGUUCUUGGAUUCCGAGCUACAAAGCAGUACCAAGAAUGUCUUCAGCAGAAAGAGCAACUCAAUUCUACUCAGGCACCCCAGGAAUGUGUACUUAAUAACUUCCUGGACAACGCGGCUGAAGGUACUGGAAUCGCGUUUAUCGCAUUUACAGAAGCCAUGAAUAGUUUCGGAUCUAUUUCACCGCUGUUUGCGGCUCUGUUUUUCCUUAUGUUGGUCACUCUUGGAAUCGGAUCUAUGUUCGGAACCCUACAAGGUAUCCUGACUUCGCUCUACGACGUUUUUCUAAAAGGAAACGUGACUCCGAAGAUGGUUUCAAUUUCGACAUGCUUGGCCUGUCUUUCUCUGUCUCAGAUUUUCAGUCUCACAAAUGGAGAGUACUUCAUGCAGAUAUUUGACAAGUAUGCGGUCACUCUACCACUGCUCAUCAUCACCUUUUUCGAGCUGCUCGCAAUCAAUUGGUACUGGGGCAUCAAGCGAGUGGCAGAUGACAUCCAUCUGAUGUGUGGGAGAAGACCCUCGUUCUUUUUCCUGCUCUGUUGGAGAUACAUCACCCCCACCCUCAUGGCCACCCUGUUCCUUGGCAGUGUCAUUUCUGUCAUCAACGAGGGGGGAGAGACUUAUGACAGGUGGGACGACAACCUGGGCAAAGUAGUGAAGCACGAGAUGCUGCCUCUUUGGGCCCAGUUCCUGUGUGGAAUAGUGGCCGCACUGUCCACCCUCUCCAUCCCCAUAAUCCUCAUCGGAACAAAGCUGGGAUGCUGGAAGAUAGAGUUCAACUUUGUGGAGGACGAUUUUGUGAGCGAACAUGUGUUGAAUAAGCUGUGGAAUAAGCACAACGUGGAGUUCUAUACUCCGAAUAGACUGGAGAGGUGGAUUCUGCGGAUGAAGAAACCAUCAGCUGAAGAGAGGUUUUCGGAUUCGAGCCUGUACCCGCCUGCUAGACAGGUGUCGACUGCGGAUGCGCCACUCGGACGAGAGCUGAAAAUGGUGUCGGGGGCUGCAAAUGGGGAUGCUUAUGACAGCAUGAACGAACUCACACUUGGUUCGAUCACCAGUGAGAUGAACGGAUUUCUGACAGAAAAUCUAUAUGGAAAACAAAAGAAUGAAAAGCCUCCUCAGGAAGCGAUCAAAUUGAAGGUGAAAAGACCUUCCCUCGUAGGCGCAUUCCAGCCCCCAAUUGCUGAGAGCUCCAUCCCCUGUUCGUCCAAUACGUCAUCAUCUCCUUCUAGACCUCCGACCUCGAACGCGAAAUUAGAACGUCAGGGGUCGUCGGUUGAUUACGACAACAUGACUUCUUCCUCCAGCAGUGAUUUGGCCUUGAAUAUGAAACCGAAGCCUGGUCAAUUGGUGGUUGACAUAGAGAAGAACUUUUGACGACUGAAGAAAUGUUUAUUCACGUGGAUAGAUACUUAUUUAGGACGACUUAGACUUGCUGCACCUUUCGACCUCUUUGUUUUGAUUUGAAAAACUGCUUUCGGAGUAGCUUAGCCGAACCGUUUAUGUAUUCGAGAUUUUGUUUCUGUUAAUUCUAUAUUGGCUAUUGCUGAGUUAGACUAUGAUGACAGAUAGAACCUGAUUAUGUUUUUUGUUAAGCUGCAUUUUUAGUCAAGUAUUUUUGGACUGUAUUUAUUUUAUUGUAAAAUUUAGUGAAUUUAAU
Molecule: messenger RNA, 4005 nt
Organism: Symsagittifera roscoffensis
Lineage: Eukaryota; Metazoa; Xenacoelomorpha; Acoela; Convolutidae
Product: sodium-dependent neutral amino acid transporter B(0)AT3-like
Exons: 8
Coding region: 843-3722 (959 amino acids)
Biological process (GO): sodium ion transmembrane transport
Cellular component (GO): plasma membrane
Source: RefSeq, a predicted model, not a curated record